GCGUCUGGCGUCGCCUCUCCUUCUCUCGGAGCCGGGGAUCACCCUACCGGGCGUCCGCGAAAUAUACAUCUAAAAUACGCCAUUGUGUCGACGUUUCUUUAUAUCUUCGUUUUUCUCCUGGCAUAAAACGUGCUUCGGUCCAGACGGAGAGUAGGAGCGUUGCCAGUCUUCUUCGUUUUCUUCGAACGUGGCGUUCGUUUGAUCGCCAGCGAGCACGCCUGCGGAGAGAAGCACAGCUGAAGGAAGCCCCGCCAUGGCGAAGUGCCCCAUCGUGACGCUGGCUGACGGCAAUAAGAUUCCGGCGCUCGGCCUUGGAACCUGGAAGUCAGCUCCAUCGCAAGUCUAUGAGGCCGUGAAGGAAGCUAUCCGUGUAGGCUACCGGCACAUUGACUGCGCGCUCGUCUACCUCAAUGAGCCAGAAGUGGGACGGGCCAUUGCGCACGCCAUCAAGGAAGGCCUUAUUACCAGAGAAGAACUCUUCAUCACCAGCAAGUGCUGGAACUCGUUUCAUAGUAAACAAAAAGUUCUGGAGUGCUGCAACAGGAGUCUACGAGCGCUGGGACUUGAUUACAUCGACCUUUACUUGGUUCACUGGCCUCAGGCCUACAAGGAAGGCGGCGACCUUUUCCCAAAAGACGAAAAUGGUGACAUUCAGCUGGCCGAUAUUGAUUACCUGGAGACCUGGGAGGGCAUGGAAGAAUGCAAGAGGAAAGGCCUGGUGCGCUCCAUUGGCGUCUCCAACUUCAACUCGGAGCAAAUCGCUCGACUCGUCAAGUCGUGCCAGAUAAAGCCGGUGAUGAACCAGAUCGAGUGCCAUCCUUACCUGUGUCAGAAAAAACUCAUCGCCCUGUGCGAAGACUUUCAGAUCAAAACUACUGCGUACAGCCCGUUGGGUUCACCUGACCGGCCGUGGGCACCAAAGGGAGAGAAGACAUUGAUGGAAGACGAGACGGUCAAGGCGAUCGCUAAGAAGCAUGGAGUCACACCGGCUCAGGUGCUUAUCCGCUAUCCGAUUGAACGGGGUCUCAUCAGCAUCCCAAAGAGUACAAACAAGGCAAGAAUCGCAGAGAACUUUAAGGUGUUAAGCUUUUCACUUGACCCCGCUGAUGUCGAAUCUUUGAACGGCCUUGACAAGAACUUCAGGGUGUGCGUGCUAGACGCGGAUGUCAGCAGCAAGUACUACCCCUUCAACAUCCCCUACUAGGACCAGGCGUCGCAGGGCUUGGUUGUUGUUAUAUUAAAGGUUGAAGCUUUUAACUUUCAGAA
Rhipicephalus sanguineus (brown dog tick) is the source of this 1266-nucleotide messenger RNA. Its product is annotated as aldo-keto reductase family 1 member B1. Bases 254 to 1204 code for a protein of 316 amino acids. NCBI's taxonomy places the organism in Eukaryota, Metazoa, Arthropoda, Arachnida, Ixodida, Ixodidae. Gene Ontology annotation, molecular function: aldose reductase (NADPH) activity. The transcript has 10 exons. The record is from RefSeq and is a predicted model, not a curated record. Gene Ontology annotation, cellular component: cytosol.